Vitis riparia (riverbank grape) is the source of this 1865-nucleotide messenger RNA. Its product is annotated as cytochrome P450 86B1-like. The transcript has a single exon. Bases 77 to 1657 code for a protein of 526 amino acids. Gene Ontology annotation, molecular function: heme binding; oxidoreductase activity, acting on paired donors, with incorporation or reduction of molecular oxygen; monooxygenase activity. Lineage: Eukaryota; Viridiplantae; Streptophyta; Magnoliopsida; Vitales; Vitaceae. The record is from RefSeq and is a predicted model, not a curated record.
CAUCUCAGGCUUCCAUUACUAUCCACCUAUUCGUUUUCGUUCUUCGUGGUUCUCCAAGAACUGAAAGCAUUAGAGAAUGGUUGGGAGGAUUGUUAUCUCUGCAGUAGACUGGGUGGUUCAUCAUAUAUGGUUUUCUGACAUAGCUGUGGCUUUGUCGAGCAUAUUCAUCUUCAGUUCUAUACUUCAUAGACUCACCAACAAAGGUCCCAUGUUAUGGCCGGUGAUGGGAAUCAUACCAACAGUAUUCUUCCACAUGAACGACAUCUACAAUUGGGGAACCAGAGUUCUGAUCCGAGCUGGGGGGACAUUCUACUAUAGGGGAAUGUGGAUGGGUGGUAGUUACGGGAUUAUGACUAUUGAUCCUGCCAACAUUGAGUACAUGCUCAAGACAAGGUUCAAGAACUUCCCCAAAGGCAAUUACUAUAGAGAGAGGUUCAAUGAUUUGCUCGGGGGUGGCAUCUUCAAUGUAGAUGAUGAAUCAUGGAAGGAGCAAAGGCGACUUGCGACUUUUGAGAUGCAUUCGGGUCCGUUCGUGGCGCACUCGUUUCAGACCAUACAAGGUUUAGUCCACCAGAAGCUGUUGAAACUGAUAGAGAAGCUGGCAAAGUCAGGAGAUUGUAUUGAUCUGCAAGAAGUGCUUCUUCGUUUUACAUUUGAUAAUAUUUGCACUGCAGCUUUUGGUGUUGAUCCAGGGUGCUUGGCUCUAGAUUUACCCGAAGUUCCUUUUGCCAAAGCUUUCGAGGAAGCCACGGAAUCAACAUUGUUCAGGUUCAUUGUGCCUCCUUUUGUGUGGAAGCCCAUGAGGUUCUUUAGAGUAGGAACUGAGAAGCGGCUCAAGGAAGCAGUGCGAAUUGUACAUGAUUUUGCUGAGAAGACGGUGACAGAACGGAGGAUUGAAUUGAGUAAGGCCGGCAGUUCGACUAACCGAUGUGAUCUCUUGUCCAGGAUUGUGGCCAUUGGGUACUCGGAACAAGGCAAAAACAACAACUUCUCUGAUAAGUUUCUCAAGGAUUUUUGCAUUAGCUUCAUCUUAGCUGGGCGAGACACGAGCUCUGUUGCACUGGCGUGGUUCUUCUGGUUAAUACACAAAAACCCAGAAGUGGAAAGCAGAAUUCUCAGCGAGAUCAAAGAAGUCUUGGGUCCGUACGACUCCAACAAGGAAGACCUAAGUCAGAGAGCUUUUACAGUGGAAGAACUAAAGAAGAUGGUGUAUCUGCAAGCGGCCUUAACAGAGUCCCUGCGGCUCUACCCAUCAGUGCCAAUCGACUUCAAAGAGGUUAUGGAAGAUGACGUGUUCCCAGACGGCACACCCAUCAAACGUGGGGCAAGGGUUCUCUACUCCAUCUUCUCCAUGGCUCGAAUCGAGUCCAUAUGGGGGAAAGACUGCAUGGAGUUCAAGCCAGAGAGGUGGAUCAAAGACGGGGAGCUUGUGAGUGAGAAUCAGUUUAAGUAUCCAGUGUUUAAUGCUGGACCCAGGCUUUGCAUAGGGAAAAAGUUUGCCUACAUGCAGAUGAAAAUGGUGGCUGCUUCGAUCCUGAUGAGGUACUCGGUUAAGGUUGUUGAAGGUCAUAACGUUAUUCCCAAAAUGACAACCACACUCUACAUGAAGAAUGGCUUAUUGGUGACUUUCAAGCCUAGGUUGAGCCUGGUGAGCUAAGCUAGCUAGUGAUUAAGCUAAGAUUGGUCAGGUCAUAAUAAGGUAAGUGCUAAAGACCCCUUUUUAAAAUCACUGCCAAAUAAAUUCAAUAGCUCCGUGUAAUGAGUUGUAGCAGUAGGAGGAAAAUAAAUGGACGUACGUCUUCGUUUGCUCUCAUGUUGUACAAUAUAUGUGAACUAAUGAAUUUUACACAUCAAGUUUGUACGUA